Molecule: messenger RNA, 3522 nt
Organism: Arabis nemorensis
Lineage: Eukaryota; Viridiplantae; Streptophyta; Magnoliopsida; Brassicales; Brassicaceae
Source: the annotation of a GenBank genome assembly
AUGGUCUCCGGAGGCGGUGGCGAAGGUAGCGAUAAGGUUCGCGAUGGAGCAGCUUCGUCAAGCCAUCGCGUUGAUCAGAGCCUUCACACGACAAAUCACCGCGGAGAAAAAGCUCAAUCGUCGGCAAGUAAACCACUAAGGUCACAUAAUCAGCCGCAAAACCACGGCGGUGGCACGGAGUCCGUGAGCAAAGCUAUACAACAGUACACCGUCGACGCGAGGCUUCACGCCGUCUUCGAACAAUCCGGUGAGUCCGGCAAGUCGUUCGAUUACUCACAGUCCCUUAAAACGACGACGUUUUGCUCAUCCGUACCGGAACAGCAGAUCACUGCUUAUCUCUCACGGAUCCAACGCGGCGGCUAUAUCCAGCCUUUCGGAUGUUUGAUCGCCGUCGAGGAAUCAACCUUCACCAUUAUCGGUUACAGUGAAAAUGCGCGGGAAAUGCUAGGGCUCAUGUCACAAUCGGUCCCAAACAUGGAGGAGACGUCGGAGGUUUUAGCCAUCGGCACGGAUUUGCGAUCUCUGUUCAAGCCAUCGAGCAUCGUUCUCCUCGAACGAGCGUUCGUGGCUCCUGAAAUCACGCUCUUGAAUCCGACUUGGAUUCACUCUAAGAACAAUGGUAAGCCUUUUUAUGCGAUUCUCCACAGGGUAGACGUAGGAAUCGUGAUCGAUUUAGAGCCAGCUAGAACCGAAGACCCUGCGCUUUCAAUCGCCGGUGCGGUCCAAUCUCAGAAACUCGCGGUCCGUGCGAUUUCACAUUUACAAUCGCUUCCUGGAGGCGAUAUUAAGCUUCUAUGUGACACUGUUGUGGAAAGUGUGAGAGAUCUCACUGGCUACGACCGUGUUAUGGUGUACAAGUUUCAUGAAGACGAACACGGUGAGGUCGUAGCGGAGAGUAAACGUGACGAUUUAGAACCUUACAUUGGUCUGCAUUAUCCGGCUACUGAUAUUCCUCAGGCAUCUCGGUUCUUGUUCAAGCAGAACCGUGUUAGGAUGAUCGUUGAUUGCCAUGCUUCACCGGUUCGUGUGGUCCAAGAUGAUAGGCUCACGCAGUCUAUAUGCUUGGUUGGUUCGACUCUACGAGCUCCUCAUGGUUGUCACGCUCAAUACAUGGCUAACAUGGGCUCUAUUGCGUCAUUAGCUAUGGCAGUGAUAAUUAAUGGGAACGAAGAAGACGGGAACGGUGUUAAUUUUGGAGGAAGAAACGCGAUGAGGCUUUGGGGAUUAAUCGUUUGCCAUCACACAUCGGCUCGUUGCAUACCUUUUCCUCUAAGGUACGCUUGCGAGUUUCUGAUGCAAGCUUUCGGUUUACAGCUAAACAUGGAGUUGCAGUUAGCGUUGCAAGUGUCUGAGAAACGAAUUCUGAGAAUGCAGACUUUGUUAUGCGAUAUGCUUCUGCGUGAUUCCCCUGCUGGGAUUGUCACACAGAGUCCUAGUAUCAUGGAUUUAGUUAAAUGUAACGGUGCGGCCUUUCUUUACCGAGGGAAGUAUUAUUCGUUAGGUGUGGCUCCGACUGAGGCUCAGAUAAAUGACAUUGUGGAGUGGUUGCUUGCUAACCAUUCUGAUUCAACGGGGUUAAGCACGGAUAGUUUAGGCGAUGCAGGAUAUCCUCGGGCAGCUGCUUUAGGGAAUGCUGUGUGCGGUAUGGCUGUUGCGUAUAUCACAAAAAGGGACUUCCUUUUCUGGUUCCGAUCUCAUACCGAGAAAGAAAUCAAAUGGGGAGGAGCUAAGCACAAUCCUGAGGACAAAGAUGAUGGCCAGAGGAUGAACCCGCGUUCUUCGUUCAAGGCUUUUCUCGAAGUUGUUAAGAGCCGUUGUCAGCCAUGGGAAACUGCUGAAAUGGAUGCGAUUCACUCGCUGCAGCUUAUUCUAAGAGACUCUUUCAAAGAGUCCGAAGCGAUGGACUCUAAAGCCGCUGCAGCUGGGGCGGUUCAGCCACAUGGACAGGAUAUGGCAGAACAAAGGAUUGAGGUAAUAGGUGCAGUUGCGAGAGAGAUGGUUAGGCUCAUUGAGACUGCGAUGGUCCCUAUAUUUGCUGUGGACAUGGACGGCUGCAUCAAUGGGUGGAACGCCAAGAUCGCUGAGCUGACUGGUCUUUCUGUUGAAGAUGCUAUGGGAAAGUCUCUGGUUCGUGAUUUGAUAUACAAAGAGUACGAAGAGACAGUUGAUAGGCUUCUUUCUCGUGCUCUCAAAGGGGACGAAGGCAAGAAUGUGGAGGUCAAGCUGAAAAUUUUCAGUUCCGAGCUGCAAGGGAAAGCAGUGUUUGUGGUUGUCAACGCAUGUUCGAGCAAGGACUACUUAAACAACAUCGUUGGGGUCUGCUUUGUGGCACAAGACGUUACUGGUCAGAAAAUUGUUAUGGACAAAUUCAUCAACAUACAAGGCGACUACAAGGCCAUCAUCCAUAGCCCAAACCCGCUGAUCCCUCCGAUCUUUGCAGCUGAUGAGAACACUUGCUGCCUGGAAUGGAACACCGCAAUGGAAAAGCUCACAGGCUGGCCUCGCAGCGAAGUGAUUGGAAAAUUGCUUGUUAGGGAAGUGUUUGGUAGCUGUUGCAGACUAAAGGGUCCUGAUGCAUUGACUAAGUUCAUGAUCGUUUUGCAUAAUGCGAUUGGUGGCCAAGACACGGAUAAAUUCCCGUUCCCGUUUUUUGACCGCCAAGGGAAAUUCAUUCAGGCUCUCCUGACUUUGAACAAAAGAGUCAGCUUCGAUGGUCAGGUCACUGGGGCUUUCUGUUUCUUACAGAUACCGAGUCUCGAGCUGCAGCAAGCUCUAGAGAUCCAGAGGAGGCAAGAGAGCGAAUGCUUCUCAAGGGGGAAAGAGUUGGCUUACAUUUUCCAAGUGAUAAAGAAUCCAUUGAGCGGUUUGCAUUUCACAAAUUCAUUGUUGGAAACCACAGACUUGAACGAGGACCAAAAGCAGUUUCUUGAAACAAGUGUUUCAUGCGAGAAGCAGAUCUCAAAGAUUGUAGGAAACAUGGACGCCAAAAGCAUUGAAGACGGUUCGUUUGAGUUAGAUAGAACAGAGUUCUUCAUUAGCAGCGUCAUAAACGCAGUGGUAUGCCAAGCCAUGGUGGUGGUGAGAGAUAGAAAUCUUCAGCUGAUUCGUAACAUUCCAAUGGAAGUCAAAUCCAUGGCUGUUUAUGGUGACCAGAUAAGGAUCCAACAAGUUUUGGCUGAAUUUCUACUAAGUAUUGUUCGUUAUGCACCUACCGGAGGCUCUGUGGAACUCCAUCUACAUCCGGUUCUGAAACAACUGGCUGACGGGUUCUCUGCUAUACGCAUGGAGUUCAGAAUGGCGUGUGCAGGGGAAGGUGUGCCGCCGGAGAAAGUGCAAGACAUGUUCCAGAGUAGCCGGUGGACGAGUCCAGAAGGAUUAGGGCUAAGCGUUUGCAGAAAGAUACUGAAGCUAAUGAACGGAGAGGUUCAGUACAUAAGGGAAUUCGAACGCUCUUAUUUCCAAAUCGUUCUCGAGCUACCGGUUCCUCUGAAACAGUCGACCACCCCUUUUAGCAGUGAGUGA